Molecule: messenger RNA, 5916 nt
Organism: Antechinus flavipes (yellow-footed antechinus)
Lineage: Eukaryota; Metazoa; Chordata; Mammalia; Dasyuromorphia; Dasyuridae
Gene: SIM2
Product: SIM bHLH transcription factor 2
Exons: 11
Coding region: 569-2863 (764 amino acids)
Biological process (GO): regulation of transcription by RNA polymerase II
Molecular function (GO): protein dimerization activity; DNA-binding transcription factor activity, RNA polymerase II-specific; RNA polymerase II transcription regulatory region sequence-specific DNA binding
Source: RefSeq, a predicted model, not a curated record
GAGAGACAUUUGAUUGCUGAUUGACACUAACAACUCCAGAGCAUGGUGACUUGUUGGGCUGCUACAGGGAGAAGCCAGAUCGAAAAUUUCCUGUGUCAGGUUUUUCUCGAUAAGAGUAAAUUAUCCAAGCUUCAAGAAAUUAUCUCUGGGCAAGAAGACCUCCUGAAGCCUCAGAUACUGUAGCCAACGCCACAGCUGUGUCUCCAGUCUGCUUUUUUCUAGGCUUUUUUCCCCCCUCAAUAAGGCUCUCUCUCUCUCUCUCCUUGAUCCAGGGGUCUUUCACCUAAAUAGACUGAACUUCUAACCUGACAGCACCUCUUCAGUUUUCUUUCCCUCCAGUGGUGCUGUCCCCUUGCUUUUGUAUCUUCUCACAUGCCUGAAUUGUUCUAUUCAGGAGAAUUGAUCUUAGUCUUUUUUCACCUCACUCACCCGCUGCCAACAGGAUCUACUUAUUCCGGACGAUCCAGUCCAUUGCUAGAAAUCUAAACCCUUACGCUCUGAGGCUGCUGAGCAUUGGAGAUUUGGAGAGUGGGCCGCAUUUAUAUAAUAUGCCCAAAGCAGUGGCACGAUGAAGGAGAAAUCCAAGAAUGCGGCCAAGACAAGGAGAGAAAAAGAAAAUGGAGAAUUUUAUGAAUUGGCCAAGUUGCUACCCCUUCCUUCGGCCAUCACCUCUCAGCUAGACAAGGCAUCCAUCAUUCGGCUCACCACCAGCUACCUAAAAAUGCGAGCAGUCUUUCCAGAAGGUUUGGGAGAUGCUUGGGGACAGACGAGUCAGAUUGGACCACUGGACAAUGUCGCUAAAGAAUUAGGAUCUCACUUGCUGCAGACCUUGGAUGGAUUUGUUUUUGUGGUAGCAUCUGAUGGCAAAAUAAUGUAUAUAUCUGAAACAGCCUCUGUACACCUAGGCUUAUCUCAGGUGGAACUCACUGGCAAUAGUAUUUAUGAGUACAUCCAUCCUUCUGACCAUGAUGAGAUGACAGCUGUUCUUGCUGCUCACCAGCCUCUUCAUCAUCAUCUCUUACAAGAGUAUGAAAUAGAGAGGUCAUUUUUCCUUCGGAUGAAGUGUGUCUUGGCAAAGAGGAAUGCUGGAUUAACAUGCAGUGGCUAUAAGGUCAUUCACUGCAGUGGCUAUUUGAAGAUAAGACAAUAUAUGUUGGACAUGUCCUUGUAUGACUCCUGUUAUCAAAUUGUGGGGUUGGUAGCUGUUGGUCAGUCUUUGCCUCCCAGUGCAAUCACAGAGAUCAAACUUCAUAGUAAUAUGUUCAUGUUUAGGGCAAGUUUGGACCUAAAAUUAAUAUUUCUGGAUUCCAGGGUGACUGAACUAACUGGCUAUGAACCACAGGAUUUGAUAGAGAAAACCCUUUACCAUCACGUCCAUGGCUGUGAUAUGUUCUACUUACGUUAUGCUCAUCAUCUACUGUUGGUGAAAGGUCAAGUCACAACCAAAUACUACCGAUUACUUUCCAAGCAUGGAGGCUGGGUUUGGGUUCAGAGUUAUGCUACCAUUGUGCACAACAGUCGUUCAUCAAGACCUCACUGCAUAGUGAGUGUCAAUUAUGUUCUCACAGAUAUUGAAUACAAGGAAAUACAGCUGUCACUGGAUCAAGUCACCUCUUCAAAGUCCCAGUAUUCCUGUAGGACUUCAAUGUCUACCUCACAAGAACCUAGGAAAAUAGCAAAAUGCAAAAGUAACAAGAUGAAGACAAAAGUCAGAACAAACCCCUAUCUACCACAGCAAUACGACUCUUUCCAAAUGGACAAAUCGGAAUGUGGCCAGGUUGGAAACUGGAGAGCAAGUUCUGCAACAAAUACUACAAAUACUCAAGAACAAAACUUUUACUCAGAAAACAGUGAACUUUUAUAUGCCCCCUCAUAUACCUUGCCUUUUUCUUACCAUUAUGGACCCUUUCCUAUAGAUUCUCAUGUAUUUAGGAGCAAAAGACAAAUGCUACCUUCAAAAUUUGGACAGUCUCAAGGAUCCCCAUGUGAGGUGGCACAUUUUUUCUUGAGCACAUUACAAACCAGUGGAGAGUGCCAGUGGCAUUAUGCCAAUCCCUUAGUACCCAACAGCCAGUCUCCAGCUAAAAAUCAUCCUGACCAGCCAGUGAACAUUACACGGCACAACUUGGCACCCAAUUAUGAAGUGCCCAUAUCAGCCCAAAGAUAUAAUGAAGACAUCAUAUCUGAUAACUUUACAAGCUGUGCCGCAGCCAUCCCUAACAGCCAGCAGAAGGACGUUUAUGAUUCUAGCAUCUUGAAAUCCAACAAAGUAGAAAGCAGAAUACAUCCUCCCCACCAUCUCAUCAAGGAAGAAAACAAAUUAACUUUCAAUGGGGAUAUGCCUGAAAAAAUGAAUGCACAUGAAAAGCCCUCUUUGAACUUUGUGCCAAAUUCCCUGUUACCUAAAUCAGAAUGUUUCCAACCCAAAACUCUUGGACAACUAAGCCAUCUUUUACCAGUGCCAGCUUUAUAUGAACAAACGAGGAUAUACAUGAAGGAACCUAAGUACGGGCACAUUGGACACCACACUCCUCAUUCAGAUCAGCUAGAUGGCAAUAAUAUAAUGAUGGCAAAGGUAAACCAUGACUCUGAGAGCGAACACAUGAUGGAGAUGCAGCCCACAGGACAAGUUCCCUUUGUAUUUCUAAACUACCAUCACCUGUUAUCCAAACACGGGACAUUUCAGCCUUCAUCAUGCACAGCCACCAGACAUGUAGCUGAAAAUUAUGGAUCUAGUUCAGAAGAGGUAAACACAUUUAUUUCAAAAAACCCAAGUCUGUCCUCAAUCUCACCCCCAGAAACCCACAGGGAAACUGAGCUAUGCCAUUAUAUUGGAACUUCUGUAAUAAUCAAUUCAAGGUGACAAUAAUAGAAACUGGCCUCUUAAUUAAAACCCAACAAACUGGAAGCAUUUCCAAAAAAAAGCACAAGACAACAUGGUUACACUUAUCAAGCAGAGCAGGAAGGUCAAUGAGGGACAAACUGGCAUGUGUUCUUGGCAAACCAUGUGUAACAGUACCUUGAAGGUCAGAGAAAAACACUGAAGAUUCAGUGUAGCAUUACUAUGAUCUGAUCUCUGGUGCAGAAUGCUAAUGAGAUGCCAUAUGCCAGAUCUCAUUAUUUUAGAAAGUUAUACAGAUUUAAGAGGCAAGGACUAAGUAUGCAUAGAUUUAAAUCAUCUUAUACGGAGAUAACUAUUUUGAUUCAAAAAAUAUAUUUUAGAUUUUUAACCAUCAAAAUGCCAUAAACAACGAGUGUUUAAAACUGUAAAAAUACUGUGCUGGAUAUUCAGGAAAAUAUUCAAACUGAAGGCAUUUUGCUCCUUUUCUCCUUCUCAUUGACUAAACCAAAAGAACAAAAUAGUUUGUUAGAUAGCUCUGGUUUUAUUUUAAAACAGAUAACUACCCCGAAGUAUUACUCUAAAAAUCUCAAAUCAUUCUACAUUGAUGGACCAAGUAACUUCACCUCUCUUGGCCUUAGUUUAUUUUUAAAAUGAAGGUAUCGUUCGAGUUCUUUCCCGCUUUAAAUAUAAAACUUAUCCUCAUCGGAAAUUAAGCUUUAGCCUCCUAAUUUUCAGGUACACUGACAAUCAGUGGCCAAUAUUUGAAGAAAUGUUUGCACCAGUGAUUUAAAAAAUUCAAAAGUAUUUUCUUUUAAAACAGCCUGAUCAAAAUCAAAGUCCUAAUUUGUCCAGAGGGUGACAACUAGAUCUGCGAUUUCAUAGGUAGAGGGGACUCCCAGGUGAGGGAGAUUUUUUGCAACUUCUUGUUUUAGAGAGAUGAGCACUGAGAGGGACAUAAAGCCAAUAUCAGGGACAGGAUAUGAACCAGAUUUUCUGGGUGUCAAGGCUGUUUCUCUAACUACUAUCCCAUGCUAUCUUUCAUGGGAUACAUAUCCCUAGAAGAAGCAGAACUUGGUUUAAAUGGACAUAAAGAAUAAGACUAUUUCAUGGCUCCAGAAGUAUGCAGUAGUCUCAUAAAAGGACAUAAAAGUAUAUAGGUCGCUUUUUGUCUGGUGCAAAUAUUUUUAUCAAGACAACAUAAUUCCAUUGUUUUUAUGAAUAGUGAAUAUGAGCCUCUUAUUUUCUUUCAAAUGCCAAUAAUCCAUGAAUUUCUAGUAAGAUGAGAAGGUAUAGUUGUCCUGUGAUACAAAAAUCUGCUAGCCCAUUCAAGUUUAAAUACAUGACAAAACAUUUUGAAUUUGGCAUGCAGAAAUUCAUAGUCAUUCACAAUUAGUUCAAGUAACCAUAAUAAAAUUGAAUUGCAUGUGUAAUGUGGAAAAUUAUCAAUUAACCACUUUGUUCAAUAAAAAUUUAAAAAGAUGUAAUAAAAAUUAUGUACACAUUUUCUUACUUGCUUUUUAUACACAGCAAGUGAAAAUACAUUCAUCUUGGAAUACAUGAACACUUAAAUACACGAUAAACAAAUAUUUUUAAAGAAAAAAACCAGAAGUUUCAAAAUAAACACACACAUAUGUCUCUCUAUAUACAUAUGUUACUUAAAGGCUAACCAUUUAUUUCAGCAAUAGUCUAAAUAUUUCACUUGAUCAAAGUUCUCCCAUGUCCACUUUUGAAUACUUUGUCCAAGUGCUCCAAAUUUCUAACACUGUUUCAUUUUUUGUCUUUACAAAAUGGCUUACUUUAUGAGGUAUGUUUGUUUUUGCUUGUUUCAAAUGAAGUCAGACAUUUUCAUAACUAUCAUUUAAAUUAAAAAUAUACCUAUCAUAUGUUGUUAAACUAUGAAAUUCUCUUUUGUUAAACUAGUGCCAUUACAUAGGAUCUUACAGAAUCAUUUAUUAUAUAAGACCAAUUAAUCUUUUGAAUGCAUUAAAGAGAUUAACAAUUUAAUAUAAUUAUGUACAUAAUGCAUGUGUUAAUAUAAUCAAUAUUGUUCACAUCAUCAAACAGAUCUAUCUACCCUGUUUUACACCCUACUUAAUCAUACUCCAAGAUCUGAGAGUCUAAGCAUAUAUAAAACAAAUUUUUGUAAUUCUGAAUACUCCUUUGGGUUUCAUAAUGAUUCCUGAAAGAUGUGAUUAGUAGGAAAUACCCUCUUGUGACUGUCUUAUUAACAUUUUGGAACAGUGAUCAUGUAGGUUUUGGUUCUUUCUAGGAAACAUUUUGCUUAUGCAAGGAUUUCUAUUAAGACAAACAAUAGUCUGUAAGAGACAAUGUGCACUAUUAGGCUUUGCAAUCAACAAUUUAACAAUGAAAAUAUCCUUCUUUAAAGGUUAACUUUUAAAUGCAUCUACAAAGAACUGCUCCAAGAAAAGAACCAACAUUCAUAGAGUUAAAUUUAGGUAUUACUUUAAUAACACUAUUAAGGAAAAUAUUUAAUUACAAAUAAAAAAAGUUUUCAACUAGAAAAGCUCUUGGGUCUGGCACAUAGAGGAUGGAAUAACUUUGUAGCAGCAGAGAGAUUACUGGUUUUCAUUUAUUAAAAGAGUGAAACAUUUAAGAAGAUAUGGAUAGUGUUAUAAUUAAAAUGUAAUAGGACAAAUUAUAUAAUACCACAAAACUUGGGCUCUUUAUUGAGCUUUUGGUUAUCAAAAACACAUCAAAAAAAAAAAAGCACAAUAUUCAAAGGUAAUAAGACCUUUAAAAGCACACAUAUGUUAAAAUGGAUACUAUAUCCUAAGUUAAGCCAUUUUAGUGAAAUGAAAAUAUUUCAAAAUACUUUUAGUUGUCUGGACAUCAUAUCUAUUUUAAAACCAUCUGAGAUUUUUUAUCAUUAUUUCUAAUAAGCUUAAUUUUUUAAGCUUUAGGACUUUGUUUUGUGAUGAAAAUAAACUUGUCAAAAAUAUUAUUAAAACCAACCCCCAAAGCCCAACUUCAAUUCUUACAAAUACAUAUGCAUUCCUUAUGUAUUUUUGUCAUUUAUUAUGUAUUUUUCAUAUUAAUAAAAACUAUCAAACACA